UUACAUACCCAUCCGUGCCUGUUAUCGGGGCUGGGUCGUCCUCGUGACUUCGAGCUCUGCCUCUUUUUUUUUUCUGUCUGCCCUCAACAGACGGAUUGGAUUGUAUCAGGAAAACUCCCUCGGUGUGGGCGAAUGUCGCCUCUAUGGUCUUUUUCGAUCCUAUCUUCUCUCUCUCUUUACUGAUUCGCCCUUCUCUUCUUCGUUCUUUGCUUUUUGUCAAAUACAGUACCAUCUUUCGUCGCUCUCCCGCAGUCUGAGAAAUGCCCACCGUCUUACUGCCCUCGUCGGCAGCCGCAUUUGCCCCGCGGUCGUCGCCAAACGUGGUGCUCAACACCCGCAUCGAGCCGUGGCUCACGGCCACUUUGAAACGGGUCAACCGAGUCAAACGCCCGCUGAACAAUGUCACACAGCAUACUAGAUGUCUGACCGAGACGCUGUCCUCGCCUAACGCCAUCUGGACGCUGUGUUCGAUGAUGUUCCCCAAGGCUCCCGACGCCGAACUUCGCAAGGAUGACAACCCUCUGAUGGAGGCCGUCUGCAACUAUCAGAUGAUCCACAUCGAAGCCUACGUCGUCCAUGUGGAUAUGGUGUCGCAGAAUGAAGUCGCCUUCAAGCUAACCCCGGAAACUAUCGAGGCGCUGGUCGAUUACCACAAGGAUGUCUACUCCGUCGAUGCCGCUGCGAAAACCUGGGACUGGUCCGACAAGGAUACCCAACUGAAGAAGCUACAGGAGGAGUUUGUCCAAGCCGCCAAUAAGUUUGUCUAUCGCACAAGCGUCCUUGCCCUUGAAGGGCUCGAGGAAGAUGGGGCGGGUGAACUUCUGGCCGGCCGCAGUGAGGAAGCCAAAGUGGCCAUCUCCAACUUGUUCGUCCCCCUGCAGCCACCGCCCCCGCGGGUUGUCGAUGUGCUCCGUUCGGUGCCUUACCUGCCCAGCUCAACGGGUCCCGGACCCUGGUGGCAGGAUUCGAUGCAUCAGCCCCUUCCGAUGGACCCCUGGAAGAUCCUGCCGUCCAGCCCAGCCACGACCACGACUGGGGAUGUGAAUCCAGGUCUCUGGGCUCACAUGAGCGGCAUGGAGGAUGCGCAGCUAACCUCCCCACCGGCGUCAACCUUCAGUCCACCGUAUACGACGGCGCCGCCGUACAGCGCGGCGCAGUACUACGGUGUGGCGGCGACCUCGGCGGCUCUUGCAGCUCUCCCACUGCCGAGCAUGCUCUGCAGCACGGCAGCCAACAUGUCAGGGUUUGGGUGGGGGGAUCGAUACCAGGAUUUCUCAUCGCUUUCGCUUCCCUACGGGACAAUAAUGUAAACGCGUCCAUGGAACCAGACACUUGAUGUUAACGGUCUCCCUGACUUGGCGUGUCUUUUGGAAACAGAUCCCAGGGUUCGAACCGACAUCACGAAUACUACAGCUCGCCUAUGCCGCCCGGCCCGAUCCCUCCUGCACCAGUCCAUGACCGACCGGGGCCAAACCUUCCCCACGACAGAUAUCCGACUAAUUGGCAUCAAUGACGGCGUUCUCCUUGAUUGACU
Messenger RNA from Aspergillus japonicus CBS 114.51, 1534 nucleotides. RefSeq lists its product as uncharacterized. The transcript has a single exon. The record is from RefSeq and is a predicted model, not a curated record. Bases 261 to 1310 code for a protein of 349 amino acids. Lineage: Eukaryota; Fungi; Ascomycota; Eurotiomycetes; Eurotiales; Aspergillaceae.